AUGAAAUUAAUACCCAGUGCCCUUGCAGCGACACUGAUAUACGCCAGUGUCAGUGCCGCGCUGCCUUCUCUACCCGUGUCGCCCAGCGAGACCUCGGCCAUUCAAUCCAGCAACGGCGACUCUGCAACCGGGCAAUCACCCUCCGAACGAUUUCAUGAGAGGAAGCCCGCCUUUCUCGACUAUAUCCGUUCGCUGCGCCAUGAAUCAAAAUCGCCCGUGGUGACGGAGCAUUCGGCUCAUUAUUCUGCGUCAUCCAGUCACGAAGCCGACUCAGAUAACGCGCGCGACCGCGCCUUUCGCGAUCAUUAUGGAGCAGUUUUUGGGAAAUCAAUCGCCUUCUCAGUACGCGACAACAAUGAACACACGGAGGGGGUAUCGUCAUCUGAAGAUGCUCAUCAAUUACCCAAAACCUCUGCCACCAACAUCUUGACAUACCUCAAGUCCAUUGAUGUACUCGAUCUUCUGGAUAAGCAUGGCCCAGAAUGCGUCGGAAUAGCCAUUUUCAUUCUUAUACCGAUCGCCUAUCUUGUUCUCGGGAUGAUUGAACUAGCAUUAGCGUACUGCACAACUGAGCGCUUCCCCCAUCGGGGUCGGGAACGCGUGCGCCUCGUGGGCGAGGAGAGACAAUUACGUGCGUUCAGCAAUCGGCAGCGGGAGGAGAUGCUUGCAAGUGAGAAGAGCUGGUGGGAAUCACGAAAGUCUCACUGCUGA
Messenger RNA from Penicillium oxalicum, 711 nucleotides. RefSeq lists its product as uncharacterized. NCBI's taxonomy places the organism in Eukaryota, Fungi, Ascomycota, Eurotiomycetes, Eurotiales, Aspergillaceae. The record is from RefSeq and is a predicted model, not a curated record. The transcript has a single exon. Bases 1 to 711 code for a protein of 236 amino acids.